CAUCAACUCCAGAUCGAGCCCCUCAAAAAGGGCGUGAGAAGACCCCAGUGUGCCCAUGAUUCCUGUUUACAAUCUAUAAAGACCUUCAACUCAAAGCAAAGACAUGUCCAAACUUGACGAAGACAACAUGUCCAUUCACGAGACCGACUGGUCGUUUAAAACCCAACUAGUUGGCUGGCAUGCCACUGAUGAAGCAUCCUUCCUCCGUCGAAUGAUCCCUACUUGGAGCUCCAAGAGUGGUAGCCCAGACUAUGGCAAGAAUCCACUCAAGGCUCUCAAGUCAAUGAGUGGCCAGGCGUGGCUCAUGUUCAUUGUGGGUUGGUUCGCAUGGACGUGUGAUGGCUACGACUUCUUCUGCGUCUCGCUCACUCUCAAAUUAUUAUCGGAACAAUUUCAAGUUGACACAAAGCACAUCACCACCGCCAUCACUCUCACAUUGCUGUUCCGAAGUCUUGGCGCCUUGAUCUUUGGCAUCCUUGGAGAUCGAUUCGGAAGAAAGUGGACGUUGGUCUGCAACAUGAUCCUCAUCUGUGUCUUUGAACUCGGCUCAGGAUUCUGUAAUACGUACUCUCAAUUUUUGGCAGUCAGAAGUCUGUUCGGAAUCGCCAUGGGUGGCGUAUGGGGUCUAGCAGCCAGCACGGCUCUUGAAAACGUUCCAGUGGCAGCUAGAGGUCUCUUAUCCGGUAUCAUGCAGCAGGGGUACUCACUGGGCUAUCUCAUCGCUGCCGCUAUCAACAUCGGGGUCGUGCCUCACUCAAAGUACUCUUGGAGAUCCAUCUUCUUUGUCGGUGCUGGAUUUUCCCUGUUUGCAGCAUUGUUGAGAGCCCUUUUGCCCGAGAGCGAAUCGUUCAAGCUUGCCAGAGAAGAAGCGAAAGCUAGCGGCACCUCAACGCGAGAGGCGACCAAGAACUUCAUCCGUGAAUUCAAGAGUAUGCUCAGGACGAACUGGUUGAGAUCCAUCUGGGGCUUGUGUCUUAUGGCUGGACUCAAUUUCAUGGCUCAUGCCACUGGUGACUUGUAUCCUCUCUACCUCGAGACGACCAAAUCUUUCACCGCUCAUCACGCCUCACUCGCCACUAUCAUUGCCAACGUUGGAGCGAUCGUUGGUGGCGCCGUCGCGGGUCACUGUUCGCAAUUUAUCGGUCGACGGCUCGCCAUUAUCGCUUGCGUUUGCUGGGCAGCGGCCUGGAUCCCACUUUGGAUUCUCCCUUCAUCUUUUGGAGGCCUCGCAGCUGGUGCUUUCCUCGUACAGUCUGGUGUUCAAGGUGCUCUCGGAGUCAUUCCCAUCUACCUCGGCGAAAUUGCUCCUCCUGCUUUUAGAGCCACUUUUGCAGGUAUGGUCUAUCAACUAGGAAAUGCAGCUUCCGCUGGAGCAGCUCAGAUCGAAGCGGAUGCAGGAUCGACAUUCAGAAUCAUCGUCAAGGGGAAAUCUAUCCCUGAUUAUGCUACCAUCAUGGGCUUAUUCCUCGGCGUCAUCAUCUUUUGGAUCAUUUGCUGUAUCUUGGUCGGACCCGAGGCGGACGGAAGUCACUUUGAACAGGCUAGACUCGGCUUCCAAUCUGGAGGCGGAGCAACAACAGUCCGAGAUUGUAUGAAGCGAGAAGAAGAGAUCGAACAAAUUGAGAUGGCAAAGUCAGCCCACGAUGAGGACUAUGACGGAUCAAGGCGUGUCUAGAGGAUUCAUGGCGGGACAAGGAUGUCAUCAGAAAUUUUGAUCGAAGGUUUGAUAGAAGAUUUGAUCUAAAGGAGCAUCGAGCGAGAAUGCAGCUUUCACGGUCCGCUACACGCCUAUGUUUACGCUAGACAAAGGGUGGACAAUGUAAUCAACGACGCAAUUGCGUUAGCGAGCUCGCACUGUAAAUGUCAAGGUUGAAAGCUUUUCGACCCGUGUCGGCACGCAUUCGAUCAUUU
This is a messenger RNA of Kockovaella imperatae, 1911 nucleotides long. RefSeq names its product major facilitator superfamily domain-containing protein. The record is from RefSeq and is a predicted model, not a curated record. NCBI's taxonomy places the organism in Eukaryota, Fungi, Basidiomycota, Tremellomycetes, Tremellales, Cuniculitremaceae. Gene Ontology annotation, molecular function: secondary active monocarboxylate transmembrane transporter activity. Gene Ontology annotation, biological process: plasma membrane lactate transport. Bases 104 to 1675 code for a protein of 523 amino acids. Gene Ontology annotation, cellular component: plasma membrane. The transcript is spliced from 5 exons.